Messenger RNA from Panthera uncia (snow leopard), 5698 nucleotides. RefSeq names its product terminal nucleotidyltransferase 5A (gene TENT5A). The coding region runs from base 422 to 1711 and encodes 429 amino acids. The record is from RefSeq and is a predicted model, not a curated record. Gene Ontology annotation, biological process: mRNA stabilization. Gene Ontology annotation, molecular function: RNA binding; poly(A) RNA polymerase activity. The transcript is spliced from 3 exons. Lineage: Eukaryota; Metazoa; Chordata; Mammalia; Carnivora; Felidae.
CGGUCCGCAGGGCGGGCGGGGGCGGCACCCUAUGCAGAUGAAGAGGGUGUGGCGAGCGCGCAGCGCCUGGGCCCCGGAAGCGCAGAAAGGCCUGGUAUAAAAAAAGUAGUGAAGACAUUUUCCCGCACAACUGCUAAAGCUCCAGAGACAGUAGCGUGUGCGGCGGCGACGGCGGCAGCUGGAGCCGCCACCUCCGGGACCACCGCAGCUGAGGCGACAGCGGCGCGGGCGGGGGCGAGGGGCGGGAGUGGCCAGCGCAGGCGGCGGGGUCUAGGAAGGACUAAGUGGCUCGCCGCUGCCGGGAGCGCACUCGCUGCUCCUAGAAGUGUUGCCGCCUCGCGGUUCCUCGCUCGCUGCGCUCCUCGAAGGGGCGGCCGCCUCCAGGACUGACCAGGGCCAAGUGGCGUUCGGAGGGCACUUCAUGGCGGAAGGCGAAGCGUACUUUGCCAUGGCCGAGGACGAGCUGACCGGCGGCGCUUACAUCCCCCUGGGCGGCGACUUCGGCGGCGGUGGCGGCGGCGACUUCGGCGGGCACUGCUUGGACUAUUGCGAAAGCCCCACGGCGCACUGCAACGUGCUAAACUGGGAGCAAGUGCAGCGGCUGGACGGCAUCCUGAGCGAGACCAUCCCGAUUCACGGGCGCGGCAACUUCCCGACGCUCGAGCUGCAGCCGAGCCUGAUCGUGAAGGUGGUGCGGCGGCGCCUGGCCGAGAAGCGCAUCGGCGUCCGCGACGUGCGCCUCAACGGCUCGGCCGCCAGCCACGUUCUGCACCAGGACAGCGGCCUGGGCUACAAGGACCUGGACCUCAUCUUCUGCGCCGACCUGCGCGGGGAAGAGGAGUUUCAGACUGUGAAGGACGUCGUGCUGGACUGCCUGUUGGACUUCUUACCCGAAGGGGUGAACAAAGAGAAGAUCACACCACUCACCCUCAAGGAAGCUUAUGUGCAGAAAAUGGUUAAAGUGUGCAAUGACUCUGACCGAUGGAGUCUUAUAUCCUUGUCAAACAACAGUGGCAAAAAUGUGGAACUGAAAUUUGUGGAUUCCCUCCGGAGGCAGUUUGAAUUUAGUGUAGAUUCUUUUCAAAUCAAAUUAGACUCUCUUCUCCUCUUUUAUGAAUGUUCAGAGAACCCAAUGACUGAAACAUUUCACCCCACAAUAAUUGGUGAGAGCGUCUAUGGUGAUUUCCAUGAAGCCUUUGAUCAUCUUUGUAACAAGAUCAUUGCCACCCGGAACCCAGAGGAAAUCAGAGGGGGCGGCCUGCUUAAGUACUGCAAUCUAUUAGUGAGGGGCUUUAGGCCUGCCUCUGAUGAAAUCAAGACCCUUCAGAGGUAUAUGUGUUCCAGGUUUUUCAUUGACUUCUCAGACAUUGGAGAGCAGCAAAGAAAACUGGAGUCCUAUCUGCAGAACCACUUCGUGGGAUUGGAAGACCGCAAGUAUGACUAUCUCAUGACCCUUCAUGGAGUGGUGAAUGAGAGUACGGUGUGCCUGAUGGGACAUGAAAGAAGACAGACUUUAAACCUUAUCACUAUGCUGGCUAUCCGGGUGCUAGCUGACCAAAAUGUCAUCCCUAAUGUGGCUAAUGUCACUUGCUAUUACCAGCCAGCCCCCUAUGUAGCAGAUGCCAACUUUAGCAAUUACUACAUCGCCCAGGUCCAGCCAGUAUUCACGUGCCAGCAACAGACAUACUCCACUUGGCUACCCUGCAAUUAAGAAUCAUUUAAAAGUGUCCUGUGGGGAAGCUGUUUCAGACAAGAUAGGGAAAAUAAAUUCACAAAUAAAAAGGCUGAGUGACGCAGCCCUGAUUAAAGAUGUGUUUUGUGCAAUGAUGAUCUGCUCCUGGUUUUAAGCUUGGCAAAGCUUGUGGAUCUCUUCAUAAAUAUGGGAGCUUGAUCUCAAAACCACCCUCCUCACCCACCAACCCUCUCACCUGUUCCUCCUACCCAAUUGGAUUCUAUCUUGAAACAAAAAGACCUGUCAUUAAAAGCAACCAGGUUCUCUUAAAAUGACAAGGGAAAAAAAAUGCUUGAUGACAAUAUGGGUUUGCAGUACCUGCUCCCAUAGCUUUGCCAUAGGGGGAAAAAAUGGAGGGUUUCUUAUAGCAUGGAAUUCACAAAAGGGAAAAUGCAGAGGAAAAAAAGGUCUUACCCCAACCUAGUUUUCAAUUCAGAAGUUCAGAUAGUAACAAUAAUGGAAGAAGAAAGGGUACUCCAACGUUGGGAUUACUAUCUGAGACUUUUAGCAAGUGCUUUCUGUGGAACCAUUCUAUUACGCUAACAGAAACAGCUUGCUCCUAAUGAACAGUAGUAGGUUGGUGCAGCUCUCAUAACAAACAGCAGAACUUACGAUGACACAAUCCAUUAUUUCCAGCUGCAUGCAUAGCUUGCAUUUUUAAAAUGUGAAAAUGCAAGCAAAAACAGCUGUAACAAAGAAAGUAUGCUCAAGGACCAAAGAUUUAACAGAUAAAAAUACCCAAGUAGAAGAGAUAUAGUAGAAUAUAUAAAGAGUUACUAUAUUUGUUACACACCAAUAAACAUCAAAGUGCCUGUUGCCUUCUGAAAAUUUGAAGUGGAAAAAUUUUAUGGUUUAAUGAUUAUUUUAUUUUAUCAGGGACUCAAGAAGAAAAUAAAACAACAUAUAAGCUUGUGAAUGGUGGAGGAAAUGCCCUAUUUUUUCUUGGCAAAUACUUGUAUAAAGUUAACGUUGGUGUGAUAUUAUCAUAGGUACAUGUGUAUGUAUGUGUAUAUUAUGUGUAUAUAUAUAUAUACAUACUUCAUAUAUGUAUAUAUAUACACACAGUACAUUGACUAUGGUCUAGAAUAAUGUAGCAAAUAGAAAAUGUUUAAAUACUGUGUGCUUUUAUGUUUUCAACAGGAUGACAUGAGACGUGGGCAUAUUGCAGUGAUGAAUUAAAACCCACAUCUAGAAAAUUAAAGCAAAUGAAGGAGGAAAACAAGUAAUAUAUUUGAUAGGAAGAGCAGAGAGUAUACAUUUUUAGUGAGUGUGUUUUUUUUUUUUUUCCUUUUAUUGUGAGCCAUAGAAUUCUACAAAUGGGAGAAUAUUUGUUUGGCAGAGCACUCUUUUUGUACUGAACUGCCAUUUUGACAGUAGGAACCCUUUUAUUUUGUGUAAUACUUGCAUGCCUCCAUGGUGUAUAAUCCAGUGGAUCAUGGAUCAGUGAUAGUCCAUUUAAAUCCCUGACUGCUAAUAAAAUUUCUGGUGAUCUGAACACUACUUUAUUAAUAUUUAAAUGAAUUUUUUAAUGAAUGCAUUCUGCAUUCCAGGACCACUAGAAUUUAGUAAAUGUGAAAUUAUCCUUUUUAAAGAGUAUUUGCACAAUUGCUUAAAAUUUAUAUAUGAGAUAUAUAUUAUAUAUGAAAUUUUAUAAAUUCAUGCCAAUAUGAAACAUCUUUGAUCUGGUUAUCACACUGCAUUUAAAUAUUUAGUACUGUACUUAAAAUUCAGUCACUUUGCAUUGAAUCAGAUCCAACUUUAUUAUCUCUUUCCCAAGAGACCAGUUAAACCUUUGUGAAAUGAACUGGCAUCCCUAUUUCAGUUCAGUGACAGCUAAUCCUAAAACCAUUCUUUCCCCCACCUCUUAAUUCCUCUGGAUACUGGUCUCUGAAAAUGCGUUUGUUAAAAACAAAGCUAACACAUGCAAACCUUUCCUUUGUGUUGUGAAACAACCGCACAAUUCCUCUCAACUCUAGUGGAUGACUGCUUACUAUGACAAUUCCUCUGAAGAACCUACCAUAUUUUUGUCAUCAAGUUCAAGAGGGAUUGGGGAAGAAAAUAGCAUCAUCCUAUUGGCAGUGUCAUUUGUUUGCUAUCUAAGCAUCACUCAUGUUCAAUUUUAGGUUAAUCCAUCUGAAACUACCUUUUGCACAUCUUUCUUUGAAGCCUUAAGAGGAACUUGAUGGGUCUGCUGUAGCAGCUUCCCUGUGAAUUCUGUCUGAGCUGUAACAGCUACUGCACUGCCACUCACUGUUUCCUAGGGAACUCUUUCUUCUCCCAUGUUGGCUCAGUCUCCCUCACUCCAGCCCUGGGUUUGAGAAUUAAUUUUGAAUUUCCAGGCAAUAUUAUUCCAUUUGCAGAUCAAGCCUGAUACUUAACUGUCAGAAGCCAGAGCUCCGCCUGCUUACCUGUUUUGGAUUUUCUAUAAGAAAACGAAGGGAAUAUUCGGGAACAUAGGAGCAGAUGGUUAUCUGUCUACUUCCUUCUUAUCCUAACUAUUGAGAAGUGAAUCAUCCACUAUAUGAAAAAGAAUCUGGAGAUCUCUGGCUCUGCCAUAGGAACAGUCUGCUGUUAAUUUAUGACACAGAUUUCUUAUUUGGAGGGGCCUUAUUUGAAAAUACUUUCCAUUUAUUUUCUGAAAUAUUUAUGUCCUUCUCUUGCUUUACUCCAGGGUUGGUAGCAUAGUUGGAAGUGCCAACACCUGCCAUUCAGAUAGAACAGGCUGUGCUCAAGACAACCUUCAGCAGUUACUUUAAAACUUAGAUAAUUUAUUUCUCUUUUGUAUGUACUAUAGUCUUGUGCAUAUGUAGUUGAACAAAACAGUGGAAUAGAUGUCUCUCUUUGUGGAUGUGUAACCUAAGAGUUUGAAUGUCUGGUGAGAGAGAGCCGUGUGUAUAGGUCAGAGAAAAGAACAGCUCUCAACUCCUGAUUAGUGCCUGUGAUUUGCUUGCUUUUGUGUUUAUCUGGCCUAGUGUGCUGUUAACUUUAAAACAGGAAGAAGUCUUGUCUUCUGGAGGCUCUUCUCACCUGUCCAGUUUGGCAUGUCAGAGAAAAUUUAACCUGUGACAGUGCCCUUUUAAAAAGUUGACUGGAUUUGCAGUAAAUCUGGUUGCCUCAAGAAGUCCUACAUCAAGAUGGACUUUUCCCUUCCUGACGUGGGGUCAGGUAUCUGCUCACUUUGGUAGUGGGUGGACUAUUUUAACGUGGCUCCAAAUGAUGCAAGGAUGGAAGAAUAUCUGUGACCCAAGCCACGGAGGAAAUGCAAAGAAAAGCAAACAUACUGUUUUUGUCAUCCCUUUCUGUUAGCGUAUUGUUGAUUGCUUCACUGUGCAUAAAGUUGUUUUCAAAACAGUGCUUGUCAAAUAAAUAUUGUGAACUAUUUUGUAAAUGAAAUGUAUUAUGUUGAAAGCUGUCAGCAGUUCAAAAAUAAGCUUUUUUUGUUGUUUGAAGACAACGUGUAUUAGAUGAAACCAAAAAGUAAAAAAAAAAAAAAAUUACAUAUAGCACCUAUUUGAAUAUAUUCUUUCUUUAAGAUUUCUUAUAGCAUAGCCUUUUCAGUGCCAAGAAAGAAUCUCUGUGUAAUAUUUUGUUGUAAUAAUGGCUUGCUAACAAAAUAUAUGGUUAAAAGUACAAAGGUGGAAGAUGUCAAGGUAAUUUGGCAAAAUUUGCUGCAAAUCCUUUUGCAGAAUGGAGGAGGCUCUGCCCGCUGGCUGUCUCUCUCUCCGACCUCUACAACCAUUGCCUGCUCUGAGAUGUCCUAUUGCAGCAAACUGCACCUUGGGUCACCCUUUGGAAUAUUUUGACUUUAGACUGUGUCACAGGCAGAAAAGGAGUUGAUGGAGAAUGGACUCUUAAAAACUGACAUGUUUGAAUCAGUGCUAGAGGGAACAGAUUGUGAAUUUUGUUUACAGCAUCCAAUAUUUGGAUUUUUUUUUCUUGUAAAUAAAAAGAAGUUAUUUUUUUCUA